AACUAAUUUAUAAUUUAACCAAGCAUAAUAGAUAACCUUACAUAAGUUAAGAAUAUAGGUGUAAAUGUUUUAAUUGGAUUUUAUUCUCAGUUUAUUAAAAUAAUUGUAGCUUGGCAAAACAAAAUGUGCGCGAAGAAUAUAGUUUUUCAAUUUGAAUUAUAUAUGAUAAAUUCAACGUGGUAAAAGUGGUUUGGAUUGCAAUCACGGUGGACCGGCGGCGAGGAUUUCGUUUGUCAGUACGUCGCGUCUCGUCGCGCAAAACAGUUGCUAUGAUAGCGUUGCUCGGUGUUGUGGCGGCGAUAAUCGCCGUUUGGCUGUACUUUGGCUUUCUAGAAACACUACUAGUGACCUCAAUCCUCGGUAUUUUAUAUGUUUUGGUUUUCCACUCAAGAUGGUGUUAUAUUGCUAUCAAAACAGCACCACGAGAUCUCAGAGCAUUAUGGUGUUACCUCAAAAUCUUGAUCAUGACAAGAAGACUUACAAAAAAAGAUUGGACAUUGCCUGACAUAUUCCAUGAAACUGUACAGAAGCAUCCAGAUAAACCUUGUUUCUUAUUCCAAAAUGAAGUGUGGACAUUUGAAGAGGUGGAAAACUACAGUUUACGCGUGUCUGCCGUGCUCAAGUCGCUUGGGGUCAAAAAGGGGGACAUUGUCGGUCUCCUGGUGAACAAUUGCGCCCAGAUGCCGGCACUAUGGCUCGGCAACGCGCGUCUUGGCGGAAUCACACCGCUCAUCAACACUAACCAGCGCGGCAAAGCGUUAAUACACUCCAUAAAUGUUGCUAAAUGCGAUGUCCUUAUAUUUUCCGAUGAAUAUGAAUCAGCAAUCCAAGACAUAUCAAGUGAACUGAGCUCUUUAAUAAAAUUAUUUAAAUUCACACACCGGCCCCUUAAUCCGUCUAAUCCUGUGACGAAAGCAUCCGGCGACGGUAUAACGGAUCUUACGUCACUACUGGAGAACACUCCGCCAAUGCCAUGGGCUUUAGCUGAUGCUAAUGGAUUCCAAGGAAAACUUCUAUACAUUUAUACAUCUGGUACUACUGGUCUUCCAAAAGCCGCUGUUAUUUCUAAUUCCAGGUAUGUAUUUAUGGCUUGCGGGCUCCACCACAUGAGGCUAAAUUCCUCCGAUGUCGUGUACUGCCCUCUACCGCUGUACCACACAGCAGGCGGGGUGGUCAGUGUGGGACAGGCUUUAGUUUUCGGGUGCACUGUCAUAUUGAAACCCAAGUUUUCCGCCUCGCAAUACUUUCCCGAUUGUGCCAAGUAUAAAGCCACGGCCGCUCACUACAUUGGCGAGAUGUGCCGCUACGUGUUGGCCACGCCCCCAUCACCUGCGGACAAGCAGCACAGCGUACGCGUCGUGUACGGCAAUGGACUGAGGCCACAGAUUUGGACAGAAUUCGUUACAAGAUUUAACAUCAAAUACGUUACAGAGUUUUACGGUGCCACAGAAGGAAAUGCAAAUAUAGCUAACACGGACGGGACACCGGGAGCUAUAGGUUUUGUGUCACGGAUCUUCCCGAAAAUAUAUCCCAUUGCUAUCAUCAAAGUAGACCAGGAAACUGGCGAGCCUAUAAGAGAUUCCCAUGGACUUUGUCAGUUGGCGCAAGCGAACGAGCCUGGUGUCUUCAUAGGCAAAAUUUCACCCAAUAACCCCACGCGCGAAUACCUGGGUUACGUUGACAAAAACGCUUCCGAGAAAAAGAUCGUGAGAAACGUUUUCACGCAAGGAGACUCUGCUUUCAUAUCGGGUGACAUUUUAGUCGCGGAUGAGUUCGGCUACCUCUAUUUCCGCGACCGCACUGGCGACACUUUCCGUUGGCGCGGCGAGAACGUAAGCACCAGCGAAGUUGAAGCAGUCAUAUCCAACAUAGCUGACCAACGGGACGCUGUCGUCUACGGUGUACUGGUGCCAAAUAUAGAAGGUCGUGCAGGAAUGUGCGGCAUCGUAGAUGAUAACAACUCUCUAGAUCUGGACAAGCUGGCUAAAGAUCUAGCACGUGACCUUCCGCCGUACGCACGCCCCGUCUUCCUGAGAGUAAUGACUAGUCUCGACAUGACGGGUACUUUUAAAAUGAAGAAGACUGAUUUACAAAAGGAAGGCUUCGACCCGAGCAUGGUAAAAGGUGACAAACUUUACUAUUUGGAUCUGAAAAAUGGCAAAUAUCUUUCAUUAGGACCAGAGGAGUUCCAGAGAAUUAGCAAUGGGCAAAUUAGAUUGUGAUUAUGUGUUUACAUUAAAGACUUUAGUUUUUACUCGAAUUCUAUUUUGUAUAUUAUGUUCCAUUUCUAGAUUUCAUAAAUUGUGAAGGUUUUAAAUUACUUUUCAAGUUUCUUAACUUCUAUUACCAUCGGUUUUAAGAUUAUUUUAUGUGAAUAUUGUUUUUGAGUGGGAUUACUGAUGUAUUCUGUUCUUUAUUUAAAAAUUAAGAUAGUCAUAGAUAACAAAUAAAGGAAGAUUGCUUACGUCUUACAUCAGUAUAAAGCUCGGGGAAAACUUUAUUCAUACGUAGUGGGGUUAUUGUUAUAGCUUAGUAUAUUAUAACUAGAGCCAUCUAUUUAACAGUUGUUGAUAUCGAUUUGCAAUACAAAUUGUAUUAAAGUAGAGUGGUUUUGAUUUUAGGUCAUAUUUCUGAUAUUUUUGAAAUAUUCUGCAAACAUCCAAAAUUAUUACGGCUAUUCUUAGAAAUGUGAGUCCAUUGUGAAACAGCUAGCAAGCAGCAGCAAAUAUAAAUUUGCAAUACCCCUAAGUCAUGAAUUUUCUUUUGAAUUUUUGAAUAACCACAAUCAGUUAUUUAAUCUUCUUACAUCUUAGGAGAAAAUCAUCUCUCUCUUGCAAUAGGCCUUUACUGCGGUGGGACGGUAAUCCUGUAAGACAAAUUACAUUGUCAUCAUCUUCCAAUUUAUUUAUAAAUAUUAAAAGUUUGUUUUGUCGACAUAGAGAUUACAAUCUUCUUAUUUUAUUAUUUAUCUAUGGUACAUUGUACACAUCAUACCAAAUAAAUGCAAUACCUGAGUUGAACCAACUUAAACAAUAUUUUAUGUAACAAUAAAAUACUAUAAGAAUCUUUAAAUGAUGAUCUGAUGAUAUUCGUGUAGUUAAUAUAUUUAUACCUUGCAUAAAUUCUGAAUUUAUGUACAUUGUUAAAUAGUGAAAUUUAGGAACUUCUACACUUUAUCAAUACUGCAACCGUCGCCAUUUUAAUAAAGGUACUUGUAAAUUUAUUCUGACCAUAGUUAAAUUGAUUUCUUAGGAAUUUGUCAAAUUACAAAACCUUAUUAUUCUUACAAAAACAAGUCAUAAAUAUAUGUAGUUUAAAAUAGGACAUAUUUGUUUAAUGAUCUUAAAAUGCUUUGUACCCAGAUCUGAUUUCUGAUGAUUCUCAAAAUAAGAAGUUUAUGAUUUGACGCUUUUUUUUUAUUAUAACCAUUAAAACUAUAAAACUUAUAAAGUUUUGUUGUCAAUAUUUAAAUUAUUGGAACUAUUUUAAGCUAACUGAUAAAGCUAUUUGUAACAACCCAACAAUAAUAAUAACUUGCGUUUUAUCUGAAUAUGAAAAGUGAAACAUGAUUUUUGAAAUGUCACUUUUUGUACUUUUACGUCCUUCACAACUUCAUGCAUCAUGCAUUAAAUAAAACUGAAUAUGUAGGUACCUUAGGUACAAUGUAUAAAUUAAAUACUAGAUGAUAGAAGAAUAAUAGAAGUUAAUAUGAGAUGUUUUUCAUUCAAACAAACCCACCAUAUCGACUGUCAUUUGAUUUAUAGUUCAAAUGACGCCAUUUUAAACUUCAAAAGAUCUGUGUUAAAUCUCAUAAUUUAAACAAUUUUGAAACUUGUGAUAAAACUAGAUUCAUGUUAUUGUUAGCCUUCAUAUGUUUCUCUAUUUCCUUAUGUUAUUCACUGAGUAUCGGCUGACUCUUUCAUAGUUUGGACAUUUCGCAUAUAAGUAGGUAGGUAUAUUAUGUAGGUGGUAGGACAUACUUCUGCUAUGUGAUAAUAUGUUGUAUGUAUUGAAUAACACACGUAUAAAUGUUCUAUUGUACAAAUGAAUUGUCUGUAUUUUUCUAUUGCAUUUAUAUUCGGAAUUUAUUUUCAAAUUAUUAAUAAUAUGAAUUGUCUACAUAAAAAAGAUCUGCUACUAUUUGCUUAGAUAAAAAAAAUGUGUACUAUUAUAAUGUAUUGUGAUUAUAUUUUAUACUUAGAUAAUAGGUAUAGUAUUACUAUAUAUUUGAGCUGUUUUAAUAUUUUGUUGAAUUUUAAAGUAUAUGCUGCUGUUCUUAAGUCAAAAAUCAUGUUUCGAGUUAUAUGAGGUAGGAAAUACGGAAAAAAUAUUGAAAAUGUUUCUUAUUGAUAAUUAAAAUGAUUUUCAGUGUAGGCCUGAUUUAGUAGAAUUCGCUAAGUUGUAUUAAUAGGUGUCUUCAAAGCGAUCGAUUUUCAAUCAAUUACAGAGCCUAGUGUGAGAUUUUCUGAGAGAGCCAUCUAAUUAAAAUACUGGGAAAGAGUAUCUGCGUCUACGUAUCGAAUAGGUAACACUAGGCACUCUGUUCUCAAAAGUUAAAUAUGUUUAAAAGUAUGUAUGAGCCGCUAUCAUUUCAUUAGCUCUCUUAAAGUUUCUAUGGGAACAGACUGGAUCAAGAUUCAAGCCUCGAUCCGAUGUUGGAUAUCUUAGACAUAAUUUUAAGAACUCGACAUAUUGUAUUUAUUUUACUUCGUUCUGCUGACAUUGGAUGUGCACACAUUAGAAAGUGUUUCAAGCUGAUUAUUUAACAGAGAGCCAUGCAUUCGGAAAAUCAUUUUCAUUGUUUAUUAGGGUUGCAUUUGGAGUGCGUGAAAUGUCUAAAACUGGAGAUAUUUUAUUGAUAGAGCUACCCGUCAGCAGUGUAUUAAUCGAACAAUGAAGUUACGACCUUAGAGUAAAAUAGAGUUUUAUAAUACGUUAAUAAACUUGAUUUGAGUUACAUAUUAUGCAUUUUCAAACAGGCAAACAUAUAAAAAGAUAUUAAAAAGCAUUUUCAAGAGCAGUAGGUACCUAAACAAUUUUUUUCAAUACAUCUUAAGUUAUAUUUUAAUUCCGUGUUACAAAGCAACACAAAAUCUUAAUAAAGUAAUCUCUAAAUUCGAAUUUGAUUGCGGAAAUUAUUAAUAAUCUUGUUAUUAAAUAUACACGGUGACUUUUUUACUGUCGCCCAACAGUGACUGACUCAUUUAAUCUAUCCAAUAUUAAUUAUUUACUAUUCAUUCGCAAAGCUUAAUAAAAAACAAAAGUUUAUCGUAUGGUGUAUAAGAAGCAUCCUAUAUAGAGGGACAGCGGCGCAGCGCGGUGGCGUUUUUUAUUCAAUAAAUUUCUGUAGUUUCAUGUAGCAGAAAAAAAAAUCAAAUAGGUACGGUUAGUAUGAUCAAUUGCUUCCAAUUGCUAAAUGCAGUCAUUAGUAUUUUAUUUUUGUAAUAACUGAUUUAGUUAAACUUUAUUAUUUUGAAUAUUGUUUAGAGUUACUAUAUAUUGGAUAUAUUAAAGGGGCGACGAUACAAAAGAGGGAAUAUUUGCAUUAUUGAUUACUAUAUAUCUAUUGAUUAUAUUUAUUUAUUAUAUAAAGGUCUUCUAUUGUCAAUCAUAGACUUGCCGUUUAAUUUGCAAUAUUACUGAAUAAUGGUCUGUGUAAAUGUUUGUUAAUAGUUGUUGUUGUCAUUCCAGUCUCAAAAUGUAAGACUGAAGUGAUGUUUUUAUCUGUUUUACAUAGGGUUUACUUAAUAGAUUUUAAGUAUAAGGUAAUGGGUAACAUUGCGAAAUGACUAUUUAGUAAAGAUGAUUUUCCAAAACAA
Molecule: messenger RNA, 5819 nt
Organism: Pararge aegeria (speckled wood butterfly)
Lineage: Eukaryota; Metazoa; Arthropoda; Insecta; Lepidoptera; Nymphalidae
Product: long-chain fatty acid transport protein 1-like
Exons: 13
Coding region: 270-2222 (650 amino acids)
Biological process (GO): triglyceride homeostasis
Cellular component (GO): endoplasmic reticulum
Molecular function (GO): long-chain fatty acid-CoA ligase activity; long-chain fatty acid transmembrane transporter activity
Source: RefSeq, a predicted model, not a curated record